Molecule: messenger RNA, 717 nt
Organism: Exophiala oligosperma
Lineage: Eukaryota; Fungi; Ascomycota; Eurotiomycetes; Chaetothyriales; Herpotrichiellaceae
Exons: 2
Coding region: 187-687 (166 amino acids)
Source: RefSeq, a predicted model, not a curated record
ACAUACUCUCUUUCCUCGUAUUCAAGAAUAAAAGGCCAUAAAAGUAAAUUCCAACUUGUUCAAUUUCUCGGAGAAUAUACAUAAAUAUAUAAAGACCUCACAGGGUCCAUCCACGACCUACAACACACACAAACACACACACACAAACGCCUACGUGCGUACAUACUUACAUGACUACCAGUAGCCAUGCCACUCUACGACGUCGAACACGUCACGCCCCUUACUCCCGACCAACAAGCCACUCUCGCCCAGGCCAUCACCGACCUACACGCGAGACGGUUCAAGACUCCCAAAACUUUCAUAAACGUGCGAUACACCGACGUAAGCGACCAAGUUGUCUUUCGUGGCGGCAAACGGGUCAGUUAUAAUCGCGUGGUUGUACGCACGAGGCAGGGAGAACGGCGCACCAAAGAAAUCUACGACGACCACGCCCGGGACAUCAUCAAGGCAUGGGAAGGUGUCGUCGUCGGCCCGGGACCCUCGCCGGGUGAUCCGAGCGCGUCGUUGAGGACGGUGUGGAUCAUGGGGGCGUUGACGACGGCCGUCGAGUGUGGGAUUGCUAGACCAAAGGUCGGCGACGAAGACAAGUGGGUGGAAGAAAACAUGGAUGAAUUCAAAAAGUUGGCAGCAUCAGGGGACACCGAUUUCAUCGACCUGCUUCAUGAAUUAGAAGCGAAUGACGACUAAAACUCCUUGGGAAAUUGCAAAAUCCAAAAU